Messenger RNA from Salarias fasciatus (jewelled blenny), 1038 nucleotides. It is a transcript of the gene c1qa, whose product is annotated as complement component 1, q subcomponent, A chain. Gene Ontology annotation, molecular function: protein binding. The transcript has 7 exons. Lineage: Eukaryota; Metazoa; Chordata; Actinopteri; Blenniiformes; Blenniidae. Bases 152 to 907 code for a protein of 251 amino acids. The record is from RefSeq and is a predicted model, not a curated record.
UUUCCCUGCUGGGGUGUGUGAACGAGUCUCUGAGUUUUAGAAGAAGUUCAUCCACCCAAAGGAGGAAAUCCCAUUUUUUUGCAUCACAGACUGAAACCUCAGCGCACUCGGCUGACCUCCAUCAUCUUCAUCAUCCUCUUCAUCAGUGACCAUGGCGGCCUGCGUCCUGCUGCUCGUCUCCUCGCUGCUGUGGGUCGGCCGAGCUGACGUGAACUGCAGAGGAACCGACGGUCGAGCCGGAGCGGCGGGAGCUCCGGGCCGAGGGGGGUGGCCCGGGGUGAAGGGGGAGAAAGGAGAGCCGGCUGUGAAGGUCGAGGGUCCGGCGGACGCGUUCGCCAUGCUGAGGCUGAAGGGGGAGGCGGGCAGCCAGGGAUCUCAAGGGGACAUCGGUCCGAAAGGAUACCGUGGAAAUCUGGGAGCGCUGGGCCGCCCCGGUCCGCCCGGACCCCCCGGCCUGGGCAGCAGGAGCGACGGCCGCAGUCAGUCCCCUCAGCAGCAGCGUCGUUCGGCCUUCUCGGCCAUCCGUUCAGAGAGCAGUUAUCCUCCCUUCAACCAGAUCGUCACCUUCCAGGAGACCGCGGUCAACAAACCUGACGACUUCAACGCGGCCACGGGGUACUUCACCUGCAGGGUCCCAGGGACCUACUACUUUAACUUCCACUCUACAGCCAAGGUCAGCAUCUGCCUGCGGCUCGCCAGCGAUGCUCUGGACAACAAGCUGGGCUUCUGCGAUUUCAACAAGAACCAGGACCAGGUGCUGUCGGGCGGCGCCGUGCUGCAGCUGGCGGCCGGCCAGAGAGUGUGGCUGGAGUCGUUCAGGGACGGACAGACCGACAACGACGCACGAGACGUCCGGGACAAGCAGAUCAUCUUCAACGGCUUCCUGCUCUUCCCAAAUGCAGCCUGACUGUUUCAAACCCGCCCGGCUGAAUCAGUUUCUUAAAACAAUUAAACAGUAUCCACUAAAGAAAGUAAUCCAUCACAGUGUCGUUCCCUCUAUUCUCGCCUGUCUUAACUUCAUAUUAAACAACAACAAAA